Saitoella complicata NRRL Y-17804 is the source of this 558-nucleotide messenger RNA. RefSeq lists its product as uncharacterized. NCBI's taxonomy places the organism in Eukaryota, Fungi, Ascomycota, Saitoellomycetes, Saitoellales, Saitoellaceae. Bases 1 to 558 code for a protein of 185 amino acids. The record is from RefSeq and is a predicted model, not a curated record. The transcript has a single exon.
AUGUCAUACCUCGACUCUACAGCCUCGGGGUAUUUCACCCCCGACGACGAUCUACGAGAUCUAGAGGGCGAGGAAGCGUGGAUAUAUCAGGCUGGCGCGAAAGUAACGAGUACGAAUAUGGAAGAUCGCGGAGAGUCUUGGCUCGUUACCCGUGCGUCUUCGCAUAAUCUUGUGGAGAUGGGGGAACAGGCUGCCGCGGCCGAGUUAUCGCCGCAUGAGACGGAGGAGACGAAGGUUGAUGAUGAGGAUGAGGAGGGGAGUGGGUGGGUUAACGAGUAUGUAUCAGCGCAGAACAGCACUGGGGUUCAUGACGUUCAUGUUGUGAAGCCUACGUGGACGGGGACGAGUUGGGUUGAUAGGUUGACGGGAUAUAGUGGGAAUUCCACGGCACAACCGCAGCCUCAGCUAUUGAAAGUGAAGAGCGCACCCGCUGCUUUGGACGAUAGGGAAGGGGAGCUGAAGGAGAAGAAAGGUGAUGGAAAUGAUUGGGUGGUCGAGAUCGCUUGUUGGAUGCUUUCCUUUGUGAGCUUGGAUGAAAGUGAGUCGUUGUGGAUGUGA